Messenger RNA from Ctenocephalides felis (cat flea), 1338 nucleotides. It is a transcript of the gene nAChRalpha7, whose product is annotated as neuronal acetylcholine receptor subunit alpha-7. NCBI's taxonomy places the organism in Eukaryota, Metazoa, Arthropoda, Insecta, Siphonaptera, Pulicidae. The transcript has 10 exons. The record is from RefSeq and is a predicted model, not a curated record. Gene Ontology annotation, cellular component: postsynaptic membrane; neuron projection; synapse. Gene Ontology annotation, biological process: regulation of membrane potential; signal transduction; monoatomic ion transmembrane transport. The coding region runs from base 43 to 1338 and encodes 431 amino acids. Gene Ontology annotation, molecular function: acetylcholine-gated monoatomic cation-selective channel activity; transmembrane signaling receptor activity.
AACGAAUCAGAUCCGCUUCAAUUGAGUUUCGGAUUAACGCUCAUGCAGAUCAUCGACGUGGAUGAGAAGAACCAGUUAUUGAUCACGAACAUAUGGCUGAAACUCGAAUGGAAUGACAUGAACUUGCGAUGGAAUACCUCAGAGUACGGCGGCGUGCGCGACCUCCGCAUACCGCCGCACAGGCUGUGGAAGCCGGACGUGCUUAUGUACAACAGUGCCGAUGAAGGUUUCGACGGUACAUACCCAACGAAUGUCGUUGUGCGAAACAACGGUUCGUGCAUGUAUGUUCCGCCUGGAAUAUUCAAAAGCACUUGCAAGAUCGACAUCACGUGGUUUCCGUUCGAUGAUCAACGCUGCGAGAUGAAAUUCGGAAGCUGGACGUACGGUGGAUUUCAGCUGGAUUUACAACUGCAAGACGAAGCUGGUGGAGAUAUAAGUAGUUUUGUGACAAACGGAGAAUGGGAACUAAUCGGGGUGCCUGGCAAACGCAACGAGAUUUACUACAACUGCUGUCCCGAGCCGUACAUAGACAUUACGUUCGCGAUUCUGAUACGGAGGAAGACGCUUUAUUAUUUCUUCAAUCUGAUCGUACCGUGUGUACUGAUCGCAUCGAUGGCACUCUUGGGCUUUACACUGCCCCCAGACUCCGGCGAAAAACUAUCCCUGGGUGUCACCAUUCUCUUAUCGCUGACAGUGUUUUUGAACAUGGUCGCUGAGACAAUGCCUGCCACGUCUGACGCCGUACCUCUAUUGGGAACGUAUUUUAAUUGCAUAAUGUUCAUGGUGGCGUCCUCUGUGGUGUCGACGAUAUUAAUAUUGAAUUAUCACCAUCGGAAUGCGGAUACACACGAAAUGUCGCAAUGGAUAAGAGUCGUAUUCCUUUACUGGUUGCCUUGCAUUUUGCGAAUGAGCAGACCUGGACAAACUAGAUCCGGUUCAUCGGGCGCCUCCGACUAUUCCGUUCCUGUGCCGCCACCUUCGAAACACAUGCAUGAUGUCGUCGAACUGAAAGAGCGAUCUUCGAAAAGUCUGCUUGCUAAUGUUCUGGACAUUGAUGAUGAUUUUAGGCAUGGAAACCAUCGGGCAGGAGGAGGAGGUCAGUCAUACCAUCACCACGGUUGUCUUCAGGGUGCCGACUACGAGCUGACGUUAAUCCUUAAGGAAUUGCGCGUUAUAACCGAUCAACUUCGCAAGGAGGACGAGGGCAACGACAUAUCGCGCGAUUGGAAAUUCGCCGCGAUGGUAGUCGACAGACUGUGCCUUAUCAUCUUCACGCUGUUCACGAUAAUCGCGACGAUGGCCGUACUGUUUUCGGCGCCGCACAUCAUUGUGUCGUAG